Messenger RNA from Mauremys reevesii (Reeves's turtle), 2323 nucleotides. RefSeq names its product protein phosphatase 1 regulatory subunit 3C-B-like. Gene Ontology annotation, biological process: regulation of glycogen biosynthetic process. Gene Ontology annotation, cellular component: protein phosphatase type 1 complex. The transcript is spliced from 2 exons. NCBI's taxonomy places the organism in Eukaryota, Metazoa, Chordata, Testudines, Geoemydidae. The coding region runs from base 129 to 1040 and encodes 303 amino acids. Gene Ontology annotation, molecular function: glycogen binding; protein phosphatase 1 binding. The record is from RefSeq and is a predicted model, not a curated record.
GUGUCACUCUCGGAUCCCAUUGGUCGCUCUAUCCCAAGGGGGCGUGUCCCGCACGCUGAUUGGCCGACGGGGGGGUGUACCUGCCGCUCCUGGGUCCCAGGCGUAGCAGUGGGGCGAGGAGUGGAGCCAUGAGCUGCAGCGAGCUGUUCCAGGUGUUCAGCACACCCCCAGCCAUGCCUGUGGAUUUUGCCAUGCGGCUCUGCCUGACCCACUCUCCUCCCAUCCGCAAGCUGCUGAACUCCUAUGAGGAGCUGCGGGGUGGCCGGGGGCGUAAACCCCUCCGCUCCUGCCUGAACCAGAAGCCCAGUGCAGAGCCAGAGCGGCGGGACAGCGCCAAGGGCAGCCGGAGCAAGAAGAAGAGGGUGGUGUUUGCUGACAUGAAGGGGCUUUCGUUGACAGCCGUCCGCUUCUUCUCCAAGAUCGAGGAGGACCUGUGUGACCUGCAGCAAGCCUUGUCCGACCUGACCUGCCUCAGGCCCAAGCUGCGAGACCCUCGCCCAGAGACAAAGAAGUACACGCUGGACUUCCCACAGCCCUCUGCUGACUACACAGCCUUCCGCAACCGCCUGCACACCAACCUGAUCUGCCUGGAGAACUGUCUGAUCCAGGAGCGCUCCCUGUCAGGGACUAUCAAGGUCAGGAACAUCGGCUACGAGAAGAAGGUGCACGUCCGCAUCACCUUUGACUCCUGGAGGAGUUUCCGGGAUGUCUGCUGCCAAUAUAUGCACAACACAUAUGGCGCCGCUGAUGUGGACACGUUCUCCUUCGACAUCACUCUGCCCAAAGCACCCAGCCUCCGCGGAGCCAUCGAGUUCUGCAUUUCCUUCCAGUGUGGGCAGAAAACCUACUGGGACAACAAUAGUGGGAGCAACUACAAGGUAUGCCACACAAGUUCCUCGUCCCCUCCCAGCGCCCUCUGCCAGCUAGUAAGAGGAGCCAGUGUGGCUGGAGAGCAGCUGGGACCCUCCAAGGCAGCAGCGCUGGUCCUCUCUCACUGGCAGACCUGGAGGCGUUCGGAAAACCAUGGUCCAUACUGGUAGGAACGAGCGUUCUAGGUGUGGGUACCAAUGCUCUGCUCCAGCAGAGGCAAUGCCAUGCGGGAGCCCCGCUGCGGAAGACACUGCUUGCUACUUCACUAGCUUGUCUGUGUCCAUUCUGAUCUUUGCGGACGCUGCUUCAGCACCAGGACCUGCCACAGAAGCUGGAGGUCGUAGCUCAGCUUGAAUCCCGGGUCUGGGUUCUCCGUGCAGAACGCAUCACUAGCAGAGACUGCGAGGGAGGCUGGGCAGGGAUUGUGCAGGGGCAUCUCCUGCUGCUGUCUCAUCACUUGCGAAAGUCACUGGGGAAGGGCCAGGCCAGACCUUGGCUUGUUUGCAGAGGCCGGCAAAGCUGCUGGCGGGUCAAACGACCAACCCGCAAUAAAAACUGCCCUGCCAGCCUAGCAACCAAGGGCUUUUGGACUCGUGGGGGUGCAGGUGAGAAUGGCAGACCCGGUGGGCAUAUAAACAGGAAUGGGAGGGGCUGCCUUUUGGACUCGUGGGGGUGCAGGUGAGAAUGGCAGACCCGGUGGGCAUAUAAACAGGAAUGGGAGGGGCUGCCUAAGUGCCUUGUAAUUUCCAGGCAUUGGGGACAAAUAGGCAUCCAGGCCCGUGCUGCAGAUAAUAGUAUGACUGUCUGCUGCGCCCAAUGGCCAGCACGUGUACCAUGAGCUAUGUCUGCAUCCCCCCGAAGGGAACCAGUGGCUGUCACUUUAAAUCCCCUCGUAAACGGCAAGGGGGUGUGGGACAAGGCACUGGCCUGGCUGUUGGGGCUUCUGUCUCAUUUACCGUGGUGGAGGUGGCUGGCAGGUUCUUCACAUUGAAGAUGACAGACUGCGGGUGGCCUGGCACGGUGGUGAGAGGCUCAUUGGGAUGUGCUCCUUCAGGACCUGCUGCUGUGGGAAGAAGGCUGGCUGGGGCUUGGCUGGCUGUCGCUGAGGCCGCUAGCAACAGCACAUGGGUCGCUGCAUCAGUUCAUAUCACGCCUCUGUAGGAGACCAUGCUCACCUGCGUCUGGUGUUACUGGCCGCCCUCCGGGAGCGCAGUGACUCGGCACAGUACAGUGACAGUUUGCGAAGUACAAGUGCCCAGGGUAGCCUGGCUCACUCUGAGGUCUGUGUGUCUGCAGCCCGUGCAGGGCACAGGCUGAGCUGGACUGGCUGUCAGUGCUCAGCUGGGCCAGCUGCUGCCGUGGUCUUGGUCCUGGGCCACUGGGAAACCUUCUGGUUUUAGCUGUUGUGAAUAGAUUUAGAACCUUAAUAAAGUCUCUGUAUUUUGUGAACCCU